Hibiscus syriacus is the source of this 2191-nucleotide messenger RNA. RefSeq lists its product as uncharacterized. The coding region runs from base 208 to 2145 and encodes 645 amino acids. Gene Ontology annotation, biological process: regulation of DNA-templated transcription. The transcript is spliced from 11 exons. NCBI's taxonomy places the organism in Eukaryota, Viridiplantae, Streptophyta, Magnoliopsida, Malvales, Malvaceae. Gene Ontology annotation, cellular component: nucleus. The record is from RefSeq and is a predicted model, not a curated record.
AAAAUUUGGAUUCCCGGGAAUUUCCUCUCUAUUUUCUGUAAAAAAAAAAUAUUCCUACUCAAAUCUGUUUCCCGCUACUACAAGGGAGGCGGGAAACUGAAACCCAAAUCCAAUUCCAAAAUCGAAAAUCUUCCAAUAAAAAUCCCAAAAAUAUUUCGAUUGGUUGAGACCUAGGAGUUCGAGGGGGACAGAAAAGAAGAAGAAGAAAUGGAUGUUGUUUCAACUCCUUCUUCCAAAAUCGAAGAAGUACAUCAAACUAUGGGAAGUGGAAUUCGAACCUUUGAAUCUGAAAAUGGGAAAACUUGUCACCAGUGCCGGCAAAAAAGAAUUAAUCUCUUGGCUCCAUGCAAGAACGUGAAAAAGGACAAGCAAUGUACCAUCAAGUAUUGUAAAAAAUGUCUAUUGAACAGAUAUGGAGAAAAGGAAGAGGAUGUUGCAUUGUUGGCUGAUUGGAAAUGUCCUAAGUGCAGAGGCAUUUGCAAUUGUAGCAUGUGCAUGAAGAAAAAGGGUCACAAUCCUACUGGUAUACUAGUGUUCACUGCAAAGAAUUCUGGGUUUUCUUCUGUUUCAGAAUUGCUUCAAGCUAAAGGACCUGAAAAUUUUAAAUAUGAAAGGAAUGCAAAAGAUACGGGCGUUUCAGCAAAGAAGCAAACAAAGGAGUCUGUGGCCACUUCACCGAGGAAGCUUGGGAAGGAAAAUUCUUUUGAUGGUGACUGUGAUUCCAAGGUUAGUUCUCAGAAUUUGAUAUCAUCAAUGUCUGAAGAAAAUAAGUCUAAGAAAAUGAAACGUGAGGGAUUGAAGGAAUUGUACAACGACAAUGGAGAUCAUGAAAGGCCUAAAACCUUGAAGGAAGCUUCAAAUGAAACAAUGAAGGCAAGUAGUUGUCUUUCAGAUGAAAAGAGGUUGAAGACAGAAAAGCAAAUUGAUGAUGCAUCCAGUCCCACCAACGAACAUGAAACUAAAUGUGCUAAAAGCAAGAAAUCAGGAGUUUUAAACGGAGUUGAAGUUUUGGAGAUCGGUAAGAAAAGGAAGUCCACAACUUCUGAUGAAAAGUCCGGGAAAAAACUGAAGUCAAAAGAAAAUUCUGUGGGCGAGGAAAAGAAUCUUAAGAGGCAGGUUCUAGAAAGCAACACAAUAGCUCCCAUUAAAGAGAAAAAGUGUGGUGUCAAAACUGGGGAUUCUCAAGGUUCAGGUGGUUUUGAAAAUGACAACACAGUCUGCAAAGUCCGGUCAGUUUUAAAGCCUUGCAAAGAUAGAAAGCUUGACUUAGACAUUCAAUUGCCUCUUGGCACCAGCUUAAUAACUGUUGCUGGUGUUGAUUUACCUCCCAAUGAUGUCGGUCGUGCAUUACAGUUCUUAGAGUUUUCUGCAGCUUUUGGAGAGGUUCUUGAUAUGAAGAAAGGACAAGCAGAAUCUGUAAUCAGAGAAAUAAUACGUGGGCGUCGCAGAUGCCUAUUACAGUACUCCCCAGUAGUCCAAAUCCAUAUACAAUUGUUGUCUCUAAUACAGAAAGAUAUGGGGAAGAAAUUUACAGCCUUCAGUGGAAGGGACAACAACAACGCUUCAUGGUUCUGUGCCCUUGGUCAAUGUGUGUCUGAAUCCCAAUGUGCACUCAAAGAAGUUCCUUCUGACAUUUAUGACAGUGGUGUGGAUGCGUAUAAUACGCUAGACAGUUCUAUGAAGCUUAAACUUUUAAACAUUUUAUGUGAUGAAGCCCUUUGCACUAUAACAUUGAGGAAUUGGAUUGACAAGCAAAAUUCCAAGUUUAUUGAUGAUGAGAAGGAAGUAAAAGAAAAGAUUCUUGCUUUAAGGGAUAAGGAAAAACAAUCAAGGCAGAAAAUGCAAGAUGAGGGUGCCAAAGCUAUUACUGAAAAAGGUGGUGCUCUGUCAAUUUCUGAGCAAAAGACUCUUACUACAGAAAUAAAAAAAGAAGCAGCUCAAGUUCAUGAAGAUUUGCUUCAGGCAGUGGCCAAGUUACCAAGGAAGAGACAAAGGUCUGAUGCUGUUAGAACAUCACCUAUUAUAUUGGAUGUAAGUGGUCAUGUUUUCUGGAAGCUGAGAGGGUAUACCAGUGAAAACCAUGUAUUGCUUCAAGAUAUUGGGACCUCAGAUCCAGUUGCACCUGAUGAAAAUGGUCGUCUAUGAUGUUGAACAGAAACCAGAUUUAGAGAAAUACAUUUCUUCUAUAAGG